AAUCAAUAAGUCAUCAACAAGAUGCAGUGAUUCAUCAGUCUGACAUGGUGAAGUGACGACAUGAAGGUUUUGUGGUUUAACAAGAAAACUGGCUGCAACUAACAAGUUGCAGCAUCAGUUAAUUCACCACUUGCUUGCUUGAUUGAAUGAUUAUUGCUUGGAUCAAUAAAUUGCCACAAAAUAAUAAAAUGUCAGCAGUUUUUGCCUAAUAAACAACUUGAAUGAUAAAUCAGUUGCUAACUGAUGAAUCAUUUCAGCUCUAAAAACAGAAUUUAAGUAAUAAAGAGACGAAUGCGUCAUGUAAAGUCACAUAAAACAAAAAUAUCACAACUUCAGUUUUUCUUUCUGGGAAUCAAUGAAGACAUGGAGGUAUUUCAGCUCUUAUCUUUAGAAUCACAGAUUUUAAAUAAACUCUACAUGAAUCAGCAGGCUGAUUGAACUCUAGAGACUCCAACAGCAUCAGCAACAUUUAAACUGGUUAAAACGGGUUUCAGCCAAUCAGCGCUGCUGCGUUUGUGGUCAGUCCUCCUGUGGGACGUUUGGACUUCAGGUAUAAGACGGAGGGAGAGAGGAAGGAGUUCCUCCUGACGACCAGCUGAUGAGCCUCGGCAGGUAAGAACAUUCACUGUGUCUUAAAUAUUUAACCAACGAUUGACUGAUAUUAAAUUACUCAAAUUUCAAGUACAAUUUUCCGACAUUAUGUUUUUCUGCCUCAUUAAUAUUUUCAUGUUUUCAUUUUGGCUUCUCAUCAAUAUAAUUGUGUCGUUGUAAUUCUGAUUUUGUAUUAUCAUCACAGAUUUUUUAAAUUAUUCAUAUGUUUAUUAUUCAACUAUUUUCAGGUGACUGAUUUGAAAGUUUUUGUGAAUAAUAUGUAAUAAUCAAAUUUACUUCAGUAUUUUCACUUGAUGCUUCUGCUGCAUGAUUCCAGAGAGAAACUCUGUUGUUCUUCAUGUUGAUUCAGAUCUAUUUAGUUUGACUGACUAGUGAUGAAUUCAGUCGAUGUACUUUUUUCAUUCACUGCUAUAAUUUAAUUUACUUCACGUUUCUGCUUCGUGGUUUUGUCUUCACUCUGAAGCUGCUGUCUGUUGUUACCAGCAUGAUGUCUGACUGUCCUGUCGAGCGUUUAAUGGGAAUCAUCAGCUGAAGUGUUCAGUUUCACCGGCAGCUGCACAACAAAAGAUAGUUUAACAAAAGAAAUCAAGUGAAUCUGAGAGAGAAAGUAGGAUCAUAUAGUGUGUGUGACUGUGUGUGUUACCUGUAUGGAGUGAAAGUGAGCUGCAGUAUUUCAUUCUGACAGGUGUGUAACAUCUCGAUCCCAGUGAAAACAUUUGUGUUUCUUUGUGUAAUACUCAUUUUGACCACAAGGGGCUGAAGCACCACAAGCAUCCGUGUUCAUCCAGAGGAGUUUCGCUUUCUCUCUGCACCUGAAACACAUGAGCAGCUGUAGCUCUGCGGGUAGAGCAGGUUGGCUAGUGAUCCGAAGGUUGAUGGUUCAAAUCUCGGCUCCCGAGCAGGCGACAGGGUGUACCCUGCCUUUGCUCAGUGACAGCUGGGACUGGCUCCAGCAUCGACCCCUGAAAGUGUUUACAGAUGAUUAUUAUUAUUCAUGUUUUACUUUAGCAACACGAGGACGGUCCGUGUGUCCGUCAGCAUUACGUUCGAGUGCUGCUGCAGUAUUUCUGUGUUUACAGGGAACACUGACUCCUUCACCUUCACCUGCACAACUUGUGCGUGACAAUCAGUGGCGUCCGUCAGCCGGGGACACUGUGUAAAAAUGGAAGUUUGUUACGUGAACACUAUUUAUUUAUUCAUUGAGGUGUAGUUAUGUGAAUGCGGCCUGGAUUUGAGUUUUCGAGUCCACUGCAGCCACUUCACACUCAACAACUCCAUGAAAACUCAAAUCAUACUCAAUAUGCUCGCUCUUCAUUCUUUAAUGCUGUUUGAACUAAUCUUGGCUUUCUAGGAUCAGUCAGGCAGCGUCAGUCCGGCUCUGACUGAUGAAAUAUAGAUUGAAGCAACAAGUUACGACCACGACAGCAGCAACAGAACACCGACAUGGCCGAACACUGGCAGAGGUGAAGCCGGCGCCAUGUUGGACGCAUCGCUGGGCAACAACUUCUCCCACAACACCUUCGUGUUCAGAGGAUUUCCUGAGCUGCAGAAACACCGCCGGCUGCUGGCGCUGCCGUUCUCCGCCUCCUACCUGUCGGUGCUGCUGGGAAACUCCCUGGUGGUGUAUGUGAUCCGCAGCGUGGAGAGCCUGCACAGCCCCAUGUACCUCCUCAUCUGCGCACUGUGCAUCGUCGACAUUCUCAUGGUGACCGCCAUCGUCCCCAAGAUGCUCCUCAGCCUCCUGUUCGACAGGGAUGAGAUCUCAUUGGCUGGCUGCUUGACUCAGAUGUUUUUCACUCAUUUCCUGUCGUCAUUGGAGUCAACAUUGCUGUUGGCGAUGGCGCUGGACCGUUACGUUGCCAUCUGUCAGCCGCUGCGCUACACUGAAAUCAUUGGCUCCUCCAUGUUCGUGAAGCUGCUGCUCUUCACUCUAGUCCGCAGCGGCUCCAUCAUGGCCACACUGGUCGGUUUGGCAGGUUCACUGCAGUUCUGUGGCUCCAACACGAUCCAGCACUACUACUGUGACCACAUGGCUCUGGUCAGCCUGGCAUGCGACAGCACGGACAAAAGUAACGCGGCAGGCCUCGCUGUGAUCGUUUGCUUUGUGGGUGUUGACAUACCGCUCAUCUUCCUCUCCUACAUGAAGAUCCUGAGCGUCGUCCUGAAGGCAGCGGUGGCCGACGAGGACCGCUGGAAGGCAUUUCACACCUGCGGCACUCACCUUAUCGUCAUGAUGUGUUUCUACCUGGUGGGAAGUGUCACAUUUCUCUCUCACAACCUAAACCUCCCCAUACCGACAGACGUCAACACCUUCAUGGGACUCAUGUACAUUCUGUUCCCCGCAACAGUCAACCCCGUCAUCUACGGCGUUCGGACCAAAGAAAUUCGAAGCAGCUUUUUUAGGAUUUUUAAACACAGAAAGAAAAUGAUAAAGACGGUGAAAGUUUCUCCAGCUGGCAAACAACAAGCGUGAAGGUUUCCUGCUCAAGGUAACAUGGUGUGUCAUCCAAUGAGGUUCAGGUAUUGCCAUGACAUCAUGUUGGGUUUUAAUAUUUAUCAACAGUCGUGUUUCAUGCUGUCGAUCGUGUUUGAUGGGUGUGUUUUAGAUGUCAAACCUCAGCUGUUAGCUGGUAACAUCAGAAUAAUGCAGAUUUUCAUGUGAACAGGCUUCAGUUUCAGUUUCAGCACGAUGCUGUUUGUUGUAAGAAUAAGUUCAGCUCACAACAGCGUGUACAACAGUUCUCUGUUGUACACACGUCGACUAAAUGCAAGUUUGAUUCAUUUAAUUCUUCUUCUUUUGGGCCCAAAACUGUUUCAUUGGUGUCUGAAUUAAUACAU
Acanthopagrus latus (yellowfin seabream) is the source of this 3450-nucleotide messenger RNA. RefSeq names its product olfactory receptor 51E2-like. The transcript has 3 exons. Gene Ontology annotation, cellular component: membrane. Gene Ontology annotation, molecular function: olfactory receptor activity; G protein-coupled receptor activity. NCBI's taxonomy places the organism in Eukaryota, Metazoa, Chordata, Actinopteri, Spariformes, Sparidae. The record is from RefSeq and is a predicted model, not a curated record. Gene Ontology annotation, biological process: G protein-coupled receptor signaling pathway. The coding region runs from base 2090 to 3085 and encodes 331 amino acids.